AUGAUCAUGGUCAUCGAACAGAAGAUUGCAUCACUGAGAAUGGAAGUGAACGAGCUACUAAAAAAAGGUCACUUGAGAGAAUUUCUCUCUGACAGAGCGAAGAAUCGACUGGACGACAGGAACGACGAAAGAGCAACGAAAAAACCAGCCCCCACUUCGUCACCGAGACACGACCGGGUUAUCCACGUCAUUUCAGGAGGUUCGGAGAUCAGUGGAAUAACCCAUUCGGCCGCUAGGAGGAGCACUAGAACAGCUAGAAGUAACCAUGGACAUGGAGAUGUUAAAGCCAUGGACGAACAACUGUCUAGGUGCUCCAUCAGCUUUGAUUUCGACGAAGACAUGAAUGUGAUAGCCCCACAUCAUGAUGCACUAGUCAUAUCUUUGACUGUUGCUAAUAGCUUGGUGAAGCGAACACUCGUUGAUAAUGGGAGCUCGACCAAUAUCUAUUCAUGGAUGCUUACAAGGAAUUAG
This is a messenger RNA of Microthlaspi erraticum, 471 nucleotides long. Lineage: Eukaryota; Viridiplantae; Streptophyta; Magnoliopsida; Brassicales; Brassicaceae. The record is from the annotation of a GenBank genome assembly.